GAGACGCGCGCAGGGAUGGCCGAGACCAACGGCAACGGCAACGGCAAUGGCGCCGCGAGCGGCGUGACCGCGCCGCUGAUGCUCCACGGGCGCGUGGCGAUCGUGACGGGCGGCGCCGGCGGCAUCGGGUCGGCCGUGUCGAAGCACCUGGCGGCCCUGGGCGCGCGCGUGGCCGUGGCCUACGUCGGGGACCCGGCGCCGGCCAAGCAGCUCGUGUCCGGCAUCAACGCGGCGCACGGCGACGGCCAUGCCAUCGCGGUGGAGGCGGACGUGUCGGACGCGGCGCAGGUGCGGGCGCUGUUCGACGCGGCGGCGGCGGCGUUCGGCGGGGAGCUGCACGUGCUCGUCACGACGGCGGCGGUGCUGGACUACUCGUACCCGGCGCUGGCGGAGACGAGCGAGGCGACGUACGACGCCGCGUUCGGUGUCAACGCGCGGGGCACCUUCCUGUGCCUCCGGGAGGCGGCCAACCGGCUGGCGCGCGACGGGCGGGGCCGCAUCGUCACCUUCUCGUCGUCGGGGGUCGGGUCGCUGCGGCCAGGGUACGCGGCGUACGCGGCCAGCAAGGCGGCGGUGGAGACGAUGACGAGGAUCCUGGCCAAGGAGCUGCGGGGCACGGGGAUCACCGCCAACGCCGUGGCGCCGGGGUCCACGGCCACCCCGAUGUUCUACAACGGGAAGACGGAGGAGGAGGCCGAGCGGUACAUCGCCGAGGCGCCGCUGGGGCGGCUCGGCCUGCCGGAGGACAUCGCGCCGCUCGUCGGCUUCCUCGCCAGCGACGCCGGCGGGUGGGUUAACGCCCAGGUGCUGCGCUGCAACGGCGGCACCAUCUAGACAGUCUCCCUCCCUCGCUCGUCCUUGGCGAAAUGAGCUAGUCGUAUCUGCUUCCGUCAGCGUGUUCUCUGCAUGAUCAAGGAGUUUGUGUUCAUCGUUUUUGAUAUAGCUUACCACUCAUGCGGAGUGGUAAGGAGUUUCUGUGUUCGAGUGACAAACAUUUGUGUUCCUAUGCUAUGCAUGGGUGUGUGCGCUCCGUGUUUGGUCUGUACUCAGUAGUGAUCUAAAUGCUUUUAUAUUUCUUUACGGA
Triticum dicoccoides is the source of this 1084-nucleotide messenger RNA. Its product is annotated as NADPH-dependent aldehyde reductase-like protein, chloroplastic. The transcript has a single exon. Gene Ontology annotation, molecular function: oxidoreductase activity. The record is from RefSeq and is a predicted model, not a curated record. NCBI's taxonomy places the organism in Eukaryota, Viridiplantae, Streptophyta, Magnoliopsida, Poales, Poaceae. The coding region runs from base 16 to 834 and encodes 272 amino acids.